UGGCUCCAGGAGACCGGAAGUGCCUACUUUCGGCGGAAAUGCACCACAUUAUUGCGUCCGCCAGCUCUGGACCCUCAGCCAACGCCACGCCCAGGUGGUUUGAACUUUGAGGUUCCUGUAGUUCGGAUGAACAGUUUCGCUUUCCUCAAGUUUAUGACACUUGGGAUUUCAAGAAUUGGGGGUUUAUGCAAUUUGAGACUGGUCAACACUGUGCAGAGUUCAGAGGACGACUAAGAGACAGAGAUUAAAAUGGCUUCCAGAGGAAAGACAGAGACAAGCAAAUUAAAGCAGAAUUUAGAAGAACAGUUGGAUAGACUAAUGCAGCAAUUACAAGAUCUGGAGGAAUGCAGAGAGGAACUUGAUACAGAUGAAUAUGAAGAAACCAAAAAGGAAACUCUGGAGCAACUAAGCGAAUUUAAUGAUUCACUGAAGAAAAUAAUGUCUGGAAAUAUGACUUUGGUAGAUGAACUAAGUGGAAUGCAGCUGGCUAUCCAGGCAGCUAUCAGCCAGGCCUUUAAAACCCCCGAGGUCAUCAGAUUGUUCGCAAAGAAACAGCCAGGUCAGCUUCGGACAAGGUUAGCAGAGAUGGAUAGAGAUCUCAUGGUAGGAAAGCUGGAAAGAGACCUGUACACUCAACAGAAAGUGGAGAUACUAACAGCUCUCAGAAAACUUGGAGAGAAGCUGACUGCAGAUGAUGAGGCCUUCCUGUCAGCAAACGCAGGUGCUAUCCUUAGCCAGUUUGAGAAAGUCUCCACAGACCUUGGCUCUGGAGACAAAGUUCUUGCUUUGGCAAGUUUUGAGGUUGAAAAAACAAAGAAAUGACAUGGUGUGGAAGCUUGGGACAGUGAUCAUAUUCUUGGAAAUGGCGUCUUUCUGCUGGGAAUUUUGAGUCAUUGCAAAGAAAUUGAGAGAUUCUUGAAGUGCACUAAUCACCUAAGAAAAGGUUAUUAAUGAAAAACAUACUUGUGGCUUCUCUUUAUGCCAUUCGUCAUUGUGCUUUGUGUGAUGGUCUAUCUGCUUGAGUGAUCCUAGACUUGUUGGGAUGGAGGGACUCACUGAACCUGAUUCAUUAACGGUUUGUCUGUGUAAGAGAGAGAUCAGAAAACAGUUUCUCUGACUUUUUAUUAAGGCUCCUUGUUUUCAAGUGCUGAUAGUAAAUGAAAAGAUGUGAAGUCAUGGUUCUUUUCUGCUCAUAAUUUAUGCCCACUUAAUGGAGUGAAUAGUGCAGCAACAUUAAUAGACCUCAUAUGUGUUCAUAAAAUUUUAGAGUUCUAAGUGAUCUUAGAAAUCAUUUUCAUUUUACAGACAAGGAAACUGAGGCUCAGAAAGAGCAAGUGACUUGCUUAAAGGCACAUUAGAGACAGUGUUGGGGAUAAGGCUUGGGUGUCCGGACUCUUGGUUUAGUGUCCAUUGAAUUUUAUUUUUUUUACGCUGUGCUGUUCUUUAAAAAUAAUUAACACAUAUUUGUGCAAGCCCAUGUUUAUAAAAAUUCCAUGUACCAACAAAAAGU
Rhinolophus ferrumequinum (greater horseshoe bat) is the source of this 1510-nucleotide messenger RNA. It is a transcript of the gene LZIC, whose product is annotated as leucine zipper and CTNNBIP1 domain containing. The record is from RefSeq and is a predicted model, not a curated record. Bases 250 to 822 code for a protein of 190 amino acids. The transcript is spliced from 8 exons. Gene Ontology annotation, cellular component: nucleus; cytosol; beta-catenin destruction complex. Gene Ontology annotation, molecular function: beta-catenin binding. Lineage: Eukaryota; Metazoa; Chordata; Mammalia; Chiroptera; Rhinolophidae. Gene Ontology annotation, biological process: negative regulation of Wnt signaling pathway.